AUGGCUCCGCGGCGCUCCCCCCGGCUCCGUGCCUCGGGCUCCUCCUCAGGCUCCUCCUCCGGCCCCGCUCCGGGCUCGGCCCCGCGGGGCAGCGGCUCCCCCAGCUCCCCGCACAGCCCGGAAUUCCCGGACGAUUCCGACUCCGGCAGCGACUUCGAGGCCUCUCUGCGGCCCCGGAGCAAGCGGGGCCCGCCCCGAGCAGCCCCCAGGAACCGCGCCCCGAAGCGCUCCCGCCUCUCCCGCGGGGCUGGGCGGGACCCGGAGCCGAAUUCCCCGGAGCAGAAUUCCCUGUUCGAGGCCGUGUUUUCGGGAAAAGUGGCCACGGAGACGCUGGUGGAUGAGUGGCUGGAGUGGUACCCGGCGGGACAGGGAGGCCGCGUUCCUGGAGCUGCUCAACUUCACCGUGCGCUCCUGCGGCUGCAGGGGCGUGGUGACCCCAGAGAUGUUCCGGAGCUGCAGAACUCCGAGAUCAUCCGGAGGCUCACGGAGACCUUCCAGGAGGACUCCCCAGAGUACCCCCUGUCCAUGAGCACCCCCGAGUGGCGCCGGUUCCGUGACUCCCCAGACUAUCCAUUGUCCAUGAGCACCCCCGAGUGGCGCCGGUUCCGUGUGGGAUUUUCAGAGCUGCUGGCAGUGCUGGUGCUGCGGGGGCAGCACCGGGAGCUGCAGGACGGGUUCCUCAUGGACUCCCUGCUCUCGUUCCUCACCGGCCUGGCCGACUCCCAGGUGCGGCCCUUCCGCCACACCGGCACCCUGGCAGCCCUGAAGCUGAUGAGCUCGCUGGUGGAGGUGGCGCUGGGCGUGGGGCAAGCAGCAGGAGAACUGUCAGCGCCAGUUUGGGGCAGAAAAGGGAAAAGAGCCCGGCCGGAGGGGCAGCGAGCGCCUCGAGGCACUCAGGGACAGACAGCUGCAGGUGGGGCUGAAAUGGGCUGA
Molecule: messenger RNA, 933 nt
Organism: Melospiza melodia melodia
Lineage: Eukaryota; Metazoa; Chordata; Aves; Passeriformes; Passerellidae
Product: cohesin subunit SA-3-like
Exons: 8
Coding region: 1-933 (310 amino acids)
Biological process (GO): sister chromatid cohesion
Cellular component (GO): chromatin; nucleus; cohesin complex
Molecular function (GO): chromatin binding
Source: RefSeq, a predicted model, not a curated record